AUGAUUGUAAGUUUUUUGAUUAGAUAUUUAAAAAAGAACGGCGUGCCAUCUGAAAAAAUUCAGGUGUAUAACAAUGCCACGUUAAGUAUUGAUAUGCAGAAAAUGCGAAGUAUUUAUAUAGAAAAUGACGAUAUAUUUACACCAGUAAAGAUACCGCGGAACAAUAGCUAUAAAACAAAUAUUCCUGCGGCACUGCCUGGUUAUGCAGACUCUUUUAUAACUAUUCUAAGGAAUACAAAGCAGAAAUACAAUGAUAAUAAGGUGCUAUAUAGUGACAAAUACAUAUACAACAACCCAAAUAAGAGAAAAAGCAAUGGCAAAGCACAGCCGAAAUAUAAACUUGAUACUAAGCUGCACCCUAUUCCAAUCACAGACAAACAGAAGCAAAUUAUAAAGGGCAUGAACUGUACCAACCUUAUUCUACCGCUAACUAUACAAAGCAGUGUAUUGGAUGAAUGGUACAUUAAAAAUAUGGUUCAAACCCUGUCUAAUCUCUUUGGAGCCAAGAAGAGAGAGAUCGACAUGUCUAUUCAGAUAAAAGACUUUCACAUAGCAAAUGUAUUAAAUUUCAACAAAAGUCCUGAUGAUAGUGCAAUUGUUAUUUAUAUAAACGAAUUUGUCUGGAACCAUAAUGAAAUUAAUUCGUGCAGUACAGAACCAUCUUCUGAAAAAAGCACAGUGUCAGUUGUUACCUCAUUUAUACUACCAAAUACAAUUGAUCUACAUUAUGAUAUAUCGUCAUAUACUAAGAUGUCUCCGAUACUCGAGUUUGUAUAUACUUGUAUAAACAAUUACACACAAAAAAAUAUUAUUGGCUUCCAUAUACCCGAAUCGGCAAAAAAGAGCAGCUUAGUAGAAAAGGCAGUUAAUGUGAUUAAAUACAUUGGCAAUUCCAGGCCGGUUUCCUUUUUUUCUUUAGGUAGUAUAAAGAGCGCAGGUUGGUGGAUUUGGAGGUAUAUGAAUUUCAACUUCGAUUUAUUUCUGGUAUUACGCGGGGAAAAAUUAUAUGUAGCAAACGACAAAUACACAACUUUUCUAACUUCUUACUACAAUAAGAACUUAUUCAUAGCAAAAUACACAAAAAAAAUAAAACCAGAGUCUGAGUUGGUAAAGAAUGAAGUUCUAAACACUGAUAAGACGGAAGACCAUAAAAGCACAUACAUUGUGAUUUUAAGGAAUAAUGUGCCAAUAGCGUAUUUGGAUGUAAUGAUGAUGAUAACACAAGAGCCGCAUGUUAUUUUUUUCCCACUGUAUAUUAAUAAGACUAUUCUAACUAAAACAUUAAAAGAUUGGCGUAGUUGGAAACCCAGCAAGACAAUUAUAAUAGACCCAGAAAACGAUCUGUGGGCACAUCUAGUGAUAAAUGACAUUAUGGUAGGAUCCUUUAGAAUACCAGCAUGUACUGUUGCAGAAAUAAGCUCAUUUUACACUAAAACUGCAGUGGUUGCUUCAUGCCUGCCAUUUUGUUUUAUUUCAUAUUUAUCCGAUCUGUUAUAUACUAUUAUUGUAUGUCUGAUAGACAGAAAGCUACCUAGUCUUGAUAAGGAAGUAGAAAAGACGGAUGCAUAUAAUAAAGCUGUGCAGGAAAUGCUGUAUAGUAAAAUAAAAGCAGACAUAGCCACAUACGCCUCACCAUCCAAUAAAGAUGAGAAAAAAUCAGAAGAAGUAAAAAUACAACAGAGUAACAAAGGAAGCAUUUAAAACACUACCAAAGCAUCGAAAUAUGAAAUACCCCGAAUAAUUCUGUUAUAAAAAAUCAUAUGGUUUUAUAAUUUUCGCCAUUUUUACUGUUAUUCUAAAAAAUCACAUAGUUAACAGUUGCAUUAGCAGCGAUACCUCGCCAAGA
Molecule: messenger RNA, 1846 nt
Organism: Nematocida parisii ERTm1
Lineage: Eukaryota; Fungi; Microsporidia
Exons: 1
Coding region: 1-1701 (566 amino acids)
Source: RefSeq, a predicted model, not a curated record